AUGACGGUAAUCAACAGAUUCCGCGCUUUUCGGCGCCAAUCGGUUGAAGAGUCUGUUCCCGCUGUGACCAGUACGGCAGAGGAGACGAAGACUGACUCCGUCGUUGCUGGCGCGGUCCCAGUCAAUGAUAUUCAUCAUGAAAAGGGCUCGGAGCACAAUCCUGAGCGCCCGAGUGAAGAUGUGCAGCGGGGUGUCAAGAACAUCGAGGCCACAACGUUGACCUGGACCAAGGGCACGCUGAUCGCCGUUUUCAUCAAUAUUUGGUUCCUAUACUUCGUUAAUGCCUUCCAAUCGUCGGUCUUUUGGACCGUGGUCCCCUAUGUUACUAGCGACUUCUCCUCGCAUUCGUUGCUGAACACCAUUUACGUUGUUGGUGAUUGUAUGGCAGCUGCAACCUUCAUUCCCGUGGCCCGGGCCAUGGAUACAUUUGGUCGUGCCGAGGGCUUCUUAGCCAUGGUUAUUUUCGGAACUCUGGGACUGAUCAUGAUGGCUGCUUGCCAUAACCUCCCGACUUUCUGUGCCGCCUAUUGUUUCUACAAUAUCGGCUUCAGUGGUAUGACUUAUACCAUCGAUGUCGUAACUGCAGAUGCAUCGAAAUUGAAGAAUCGAGCAUUGGCCUUCGCCUUCACCUCUUCCCCGUACAUCAUCACCGCCUUCGCUGGCCCAAAGGUGGCCGAGGAUUACCUCGAGCUCAUUAAUUGGCGCUGGGCCUUUGGAACCUUCGCCAUCAUCUUUCCCAUCGUCGCGUUCCCCCUCUUCGCCAUUCUGAAAUGGAAUCUUCACAAGGCCAAGAAGUCUGGCUUGCUUGAGAGGGAGCCAAGCAAUCGGACUCUUCUACAGAACAUCUGGCAUUAUGCCAAUGAGCUCGAUAUCAUUGGUGUCUUCCUCUUUUCUGGCGGCCUCGUUGUGUUCCUUCUUCCAUUCUCAAUCGCAGCUGAGGCUCCUAAUAGCUGGGGUACUGACUACAUCAUUGCCAUGAUUGUCGUCGGCUUUGUCAUGCUCUUUGUUUUCGUUCUAUACGAGAAUUAUAUCGCACCUCGUCCGAUGCUCAGCUGGAAGUUGCUUUCGGACCGUACUGUUAUUGGUGCUUGCUUGCUAGAUGCAACCUAUCAGCUGUGCUACUACUGCUGGAAUGGAUACUUCACGUCCUUCCUUCAGGUGGUCAAUGAUCUUACGAUCUCACAGUCGGGCUAUGUCGCGAACACAUUCGAUGUUGUCUCAGGCGUCUUGCUUCUUGGAGUUGGUUUUAUGAUCCGCAAGACUGGUCGCUUUAAGUGGCUGCUUUACAUUGCUGUUCCUCUCUAUAUCUUCGCCCAGGGCUUGAUGAUCUACUUCCGUCGCCCCAAUCAAUCGGUUGGAUAUCUUGUAAUGUGCCAGGUCUUCAUCUCCAUUGGUGGAGCUGUGUUUAUUAUCGUCGAGCAGCUGGCUAUCCUCGCAGCCGUUGAACACGAAAACAUUGCCACCGUCCUUGCUCUCUUGAAUGUCGUCGGAACUGUUGGCGAUGCUGCCGGCUCCACCAUCUGUGGUGUUAUCUGGCAGGCCACCUUUAAAAAGGCUCUCAGACGGAAUCUUCCGGCAGAGGUCAUGGACAACUUUGACCUAAUUUAUGAAGAUAUCGAGACCCAGAUGUCUUACGUACCUGGAUCGCCCGUCAGAACUGCUAUCCAGAACUCCUACGGCUAUGCGCAGACUCGAAUGCUUGCUGCUGGUACCGCUAUCAUGGUCCUCGCUGUUCCUUGGACUAUGAUGAUUCGCAACAUUGACCUCAAGGCAGUCCAACAGGUCAAGGGUGUGGUCUUCUAA
Molecule: messenger RNA, 1803 nt
Organism: Penicillium waksmanii
Lineage: Eukaryota; Fungi; Ascomycota; Eurotiomycetes; Eurotiales; Aspergillaceae
Exons: 3
Coding region: 1-1803 (600 amino acids)
Biological process (GO): transmembrane transport
Molecular function (GO): transmembrane transporter activity
Source: RefSeq, a predicted model, not a curated record